GCACUUCCCGGGCCCGGCCAGCCUGGACGGACUAGCCGGGGCCAUGGCCGGCGCGGCGGCGGAGUCAGGGCGGGAGCUGUGGACCUUCGCGGGUUCCCGGGACCCGAGCGCACCGCGGCUAGCCUACGGCUACGGCCAGGGCAGCCUGCGCGAGCUGCGGGCGCGCGAGUUCAGCCGCCUGGCAGAUACCAAGACUAUUCAACGAGGGAAAUAACUUCUUCAAUAAGUGAUAUUGGGACAACUGGAUAUCAACAUGCAAAGGAACGAACUUGGACCCCUACUUCAUUCUGCAUUCAAAAAUUAACUCAAUGGAUCAAAUACCUAAAUAUGAAACAGCUAAAAGUAUAAUAUUCUUAGAGUAAUACAUAAGCAUAAAUCACCAGGACCUUGUUGAAUUAGACAAUAAUUUCUUGUGACACCAAAAAUGCAACAACAAAAAUAGACAAAUUGGAUUUUAUCAAACUUAAAGAGAACUUGUAUGUUUCAAUGAACACCAUCAAGAAAGUGAAAGGACAACCCACCAAAUGAGAGAAAACACAUCCACACAAAAACUUGUACACCAGUAUUCAUACCAGCAAUCAUUUAUAAUACACAAAAGUGGAAACAAUCCAAAUAUUCCUCAGUAGAUGAAUGGAUAAAAUGUGAUAUAUUCAUACGAUGGAAUACUAUUCUGCCGUAACAGGAAUGAAGUUCUGAUACAUGCUAAAAUGUGGAUGUACCUUGAAAACAUUAUGCUAAAUUAAAGAAGUCAGACACUAAAGGCCACAUAUUGUAUGGUUCCUUUUACAUGAAAUGUUCAGAACAGGCAAAUCUAGAGAAGCAGAAAGUAGAUUAGUGGUUAUCAAGGGCUGGGGUUGGAGGCAUUGGGGAGUGAUUGGUAAUGAUAUGGGAUUUCUUUUGGGGAUGAAUGAAAAUAUUCUAAAAUUGGUGGUAUUUAUGUAAUUUUAUGAAUAUGUUAAAAACCACUGAAUUGUAUACUUUAAGAGAGUGAAUUUUAUGUUAUAUCUCAAUAAAGCUGUGAUAAAACAACCCAUUCUACACAAAACAAAAUAUUUGAUAAGUGAAUGAAUGGAUCUCUUCACAUUAUAUGUACUUGAAAGUGUAUCUCAGAGUUUGUUUCAUGUCAGUACUUAUUAUUAGUGUACAAUGUUUAUUUUAAAAGCGCAUUGAUGGAUAUUUAAGUUGUUUCCAAUCUUUUGCUAUUGCAGGCAAUAGUUCGUCGAAUAGCCUUAUAUUCAGGUCAUUCCACAAAAGUGUGGGUAUUUGUAAGAUGAAUUCCUGCAAGUGGAAUUGCUAGGUCAAAGGGUGUGUACAUUUUAAAGCAUGAACUGAUGUUGCCAAAUUGCUGAGCAUAAAGGUGUACCUGUGUACCCUCCUACCAGCCGUGUACCAGUGAGCUUGUUUCGCCACAGCUUCAUUCACACAGUGAGGAAUCCAACCACUGAUCUCUGCCAAUCUGAUCAGUAAACCGCGGUAUCUCAUUUUCAUCUAAAUUUGCAUUUCUCUCAGAGAGAGGCUGGAUGGAUCAUUUGCAUUCCUUGUAUUCUUGGAAGCUCUGCAGCUGCAUUAGUGUUGAGGGGUGCAGAGCAGUGUGGGAAAGUAGGAUCAGGGCUCUCCCCUCAGGGACUCCUCCCAGAACCUCCAGAAUAGGUUGUGAGUGACAAUGUGAAACAGCUUUGCCAUCAUUCAUCACGAAUGUCUGCUGGGGGUCUUCUCUGUGUGGGAUGCUGUUCCAGGUUCACAAAAGAGUUAAGAGAGCUGAUUAAUCAGGAGGGCUCUCUCAGGGCUUUAAAAGUCCUUCAGCAUUAGAAGUGCAGUCCUUCCACUGCUCAUGCCUACACUUGGAUUAAGAGGCACAUAUCAAGAGGCACAAGUCAGUGGCCUGAUGUUACGUCUGCAUGCAUUAGAUGACAUUGGUUGGGCUUACACAAACCAGAUUCAGGUAAAAUUUUAGUAUUUAUUUUGUGUUUUCUUUCAGGAACUGUCUAUCUUGACCAUGCAGGUGCCACCUUGUUCUCCCAGAGCCAGCUCGAAAGCUUCACUAGUGAUCUCAUGGAAAAUACUUAUGGUAAUCCUCACAGCCAGAACAUCAGCAGCAAGCUCACCCAUGACACUGUGGAGCAGGUGCGCUACAGAAUCCUGGCGCACUUCCACACCACCGCAGAAGACUACACUGUGAUCUUCACUGCCGGGAGCACGGCUGCUCUCAAACUGGUGGCAGAGGCCUUUCCAUGGGUGUCCCAGGGCCCAGAGAGCAGUGGGAGUUGCUUCUGUUACCUCACCGACAGCCACACCUCCGUAGUGGGUAUGAGGAACGUGACCAUGGCUAUAAAUGUCAUAUCCACCCCAGUCAGGCCAGAGGACCUGUGGUCUGCAGAGGAACGUGGUGCUUCAGCCAGCAACCCAGACUGCCAGCUGCCGCAUCUCUUCUGCUACCCAGCUCAGAGUAACUUUUCUGGAGUCAGAUACCCCCUGUCCUGGAUAGAAGAGGUCAAGUCUGGGCGGUUGCGCCCUGUGAGCACGCCUGGGAAGUGGUUUGUGCUGCUGGAUGCAGCCUCCUAUGUGAGCACCUCGCCUUUGGACCUGUCAGCUCACCAGGCCGACUUUGUCCCCAUCUCCUUCUAUAAGAUCUUCGGGUUUCCUACAGGCCUGGGCGCUCUGCUGGUCCAUAAUCGUGCGGCUCCUCUACUGAGGAAGACCUACUUUGGAGGAGGGACAGCCUCUGCGUACCUAGCAGGAGAAGACUUCUACAUCCCGAGGCAGUCGGUAGCUCAGAGGUUUGAAGAUGGCACCAUCUCAUUCCUUGAUGUUAUCGCGCUAAAACAUGGAUUUGACACCCUAGAGCGCCUCACAGGUGGAAUGGAGAAUAUAAAGCAGCACACCUUCACCUUGGCUCAGUAUACCUACGUGGCCCUGUCCUCUCUCCAGUACCCCAAUGGAGCCCCUGUGGUGCGGAUUUACAGUGAUUCUGAGUUCAGCAGCCCUGAGGUUCAGGGCCCGAUCAUCAAUUUUAAUGUGCUGGAUGACAAAGGGAACAUCAUUGGUUACUCCCAGGUGGACAAAAUGGCCAGUCUUUACAACAUCCACCUACGAACUGGCUGCUUCUGUAACACUGGGGCCUGCCAGAGGCACCUGGGCAUAAGCAAUGAGAUGGUCAGGAAGCAUUUUCAGGCUGGUCAUGUCUGUGGGGACAAUAUGGACCUCAUAGAUGGGCAGCCCACAGGAUCUGUGAGGAUUUCAUUUGGAUACAUGUCGACGCUGGAUGAUGCCCAGGCCUUUCUUAGGUUCAUCAUAGACACUCGCCUGCACUCAUCAGGGGACUGGCCUGUCCCUCAGGCCCAUGCUGACACCGGGGAGACUGGAGCCCCAUCAGCAGACAGCCAGGCUGAUGUUACACCUGCUGUCAUGGGCAGACGUAGCCUCUCGCCUCAGGAAGAUGCCCUCACAGGCUCCAGGGUUUGGAACAACUCUUCUACUGUGAAUGCUGUGCCUGUGGCCCCACCUGUGUGUGAUGUCGCCAGAACCCAGCCGACUCCUUCAGAGAAAGCUGCAGGAGUCCUGGAGGGGGCCCUUGGGCCACAUGUUGUCACUAACCUUUAUCUCUAUCCAAUCAAAUCCUGUGCUGCAUUUGAGGUGACCAGGUGGCCUGUAGGAAACCAAGGGCUGCUAUAUGACCGGAGCUGGAUGGUUGUGAAUCACAAUGGUGUUUGCCUGAGUCAGAAGCAGGAACCCCGGCUCUGCCUGAUCCAGCCCUUCAUCGACUUGCGGCAAAGGAUCAUGGUCAUCAAAGCCAAAGGGAUGGAGCCUAUAGAGGUGCCUCUUGAGGAAAAUAGUGAACGGACUCAGAUUCGCCAAAGCAGGGUCUGUGCUGACAGAGUAAGUACUUACGAUUGUGGAGAAAAAAUUUCAAGCUGGUUGUCAACAUUUUUUGGCCGUCCUUGUCAUUUGAUCAAACAAAGUUCAAACUCUCAAAGGAAUGCAAAGAAGAAACAUGGAAAAGAUCAACUUCCUGGUACAAUGGCCACCCUUUCUCUGGUGAAUGAGGCACAGUAUCUGCUGAUCAACACAUCCAGUAUUUUGGAACUUCACCGGCAACUAAACACCAGUGAUGAGAAUGGAAAGGAUGAAUUAUUCUCAGUGAAGGAUCUCAGCUUGCGUUUUCGUGCCAAUAUUAUUAUCAAUGGAAAAAGGGCUUUUGAAGAAGAGAAAUGGGAUGAGAUUUCAAUUGGCUCUUUGCGUUUCCAGGUUUUGGGGCCUUGUCACAGAUGCCAGAUGAUUUGCAUCGACCAGCAAACUGGGCAACGAAACCAGCAUGUUUUCCAAAAACUUUCUGAGAGUCGUGAAACAAAGGUGAACUUUGGCAUGUACCUGAUGCAUACAUCAUUGGAUUUAUCCUCCCCAUGUUUCCUGUCUGUAGGAUCUCAGGUGCUCCCUGUGUUGAAAGAGAAUGUGGAAGGUCAUGAUUUACCUGCAUCUGAGAAACACCAGGAUGUUACCUCCUAAAAAAAAUGUUUAGCAUACAUUAAAGUUUCUCUUUUACAGUGA
This is a messenger RNA of Pan troglodytes (chimpanzee), 4545 nucleotides long. RefSeq names its product molybdenum cofactor sulfurase (gene MOCOS). The transcript has 15 exons. Gene Ontology annotation, molecular function: molybdenum cofactor sulfurtransferase activity; molybdenum ion binding; pyridoxal phosphate binding. Gene Ontology annotation, biological process: Mo-molybdopterin cofactor biosynthetic process. The coding region runs from base 2053 to 4503 and encodes 816 amino acids. The record is from RefSeq and is a predicted model, not a curated record. NCBI's taxonomy places the organism in Eukaryota, Metazoa, Chordata, Mammalia, Primates, Hominidae.